Rhincodon typus (whale shark) is the source of this 915-nucleotide messenger RNA. RefSeq names its product H6 family homeobox 1 (gene hmx1). The transcript is spliced from 2 exons. Gene Ontology annotation, molecular function: DNA-binding transcription factor activity, RNA polymerase II-specific; RNA polymerase II transcription regulatory region sequence-specific DNA binding. Lineage: Eukaryota; Metazoa; Chordata; Chondrichthyes; Orectolobiformes; Rhincodontidae. The record is from RefSeq and is a predicted model, not a curated record. Gene Ontology annotation, cellular component: nucleus. The coding region runs from base 1 to 915 and encodes 304 amino acids. Gene Ontology annotation, biological process: regulation of transcription by RNA polymerase II; negative regulation of DNA-templated transcription.
AUGCCGGACAAAGUGACUGGGGCCCAGGGCACAGCUCCUGUCAAGGUUUCUUCAUUUUUCAUCGAGAACCUGCUGCGGAGUAACGGCAAAGGGAAGCAGGAAGACAGCAAGGAGGAGACAUCGCAGAGGGCUGCUACCAGAGCCGGCUUUUACCAUCAUGGGACUGCGGGGAACCAUUGCGGGCAGUUCUGCUGUCAGCUCUGCAGCCUGGCUCUAUGUACACACAACUCUCCGCUCAGGGAAAGCAUGCUGCAGUGGUAUACGCAAACACAGCCCAGAUGUGCGGGAUGUGCCAGUCCAAACAGUCCGAAACGAGAAAGUCCUAGUUCCGAGGAAGAGCAAUGUUUUUUCCUCCCGGCCAGUGACCUAGACUCCCCGCCAGUUUCGGACAAAGGGGACAGCCGCAAGGACAUCUGCAGCCAAGAGGAAGGCGAGCUACUGGACGUGAAGAGGUCAGAGGCAGACAGCAACCCGGCUGCCAAAAGCCAGACGGACUCUGACCAGAAAUCCAGCCGCAAAAAGAAAACGCGCACCGUUUUUAGCAGGAGUCAGGUUUUCCAGCUGGAGUCCACGUUUGACAUGAAGCGCUACCUGAGCAGCUCCGAGAGAGCGGGUCUGGCCGCUUCCCUUCACCUGACCGAGACUCAGGUCAAAAUCUGGUUUCAAAAUCGGAGAAACAAAUGGAAAAGGCAGUUGGCCGCAGACCUGGAAGCGGUUAACCUUUCUCAGAGUGCACAGAGGAUUGUCAGAGUCCCCAUUUUGUAUCACGAAAGCACAUCACCCGGCGCCUUAAGUUUCAGCCUGCCGCAAGUAUCCCCUCCUCUGGUCAGCUUCUCAGGCUCUGCAAACUAUCCUCUUACAUCAUUCCCUUCUUCCAUGCCUUUCCUAAGGUCACAAAUGAGUGGGCUUGUCUAG